CGCCGUGCCUGUCCUCGCUGUUCCUGAGCGGGUCCCGGCUGCCAGACAUGACCGCCAUCAUCAAAGAGAUGGUCAGCAGGAACAAAAGGCGGUACCAGGAGGAUGGCUUCGAUUUGGACCUGACCUAUAUUUACCCAAACAUAAUUGCAAUGGGAUUUCCUGCAGAACGGCUUGAAGGAGUAUACAGAAACAACAUUGAUGAUGUCGUGAGGUUUUUGGAUUCAAAACAUAAAAACCAUUACAAGAUAUACAAUCUAUGUGCUGAAAGACAUUAUGACACCGCCAAAUUUAAUUGCCGAGUUGCACAGUAUCCUUUUGAAGACCAUAAUCCACCACAGCUAGAGCUUAUUAAACCUUUUUGUGAAGAUCUUGACCUAUGGCUUAGUGAAGAUGGCAAUCAUGUUGCAGCAAUCCACUGCAAAGCUGGAAAGGGACGAACUGGUGUAAUGAUUUGUGCAUAUUUGUUACAUCGAGGAAGAUUUCAGAAGGCACAAGAAGCCCUAGAUUUCUAUGGGGAAGUAAGGACCAGAGAUAAAAAGGGAGUAACUAUUCCCAGUCAGAGGCGCUAUGUAUUUUACUAUAGCUACUUGUUAAAGAAUCAACUGGAUUACAGACCUGUGGCAUUGCUCUUUCACAAAAUGAUGUUUGAAACAAUUCCAAUGUUCAGUGGCGGCACUUGCAAUCCUCACUUUGUGGUCUACCAGCUUAAAGUAAAGAUAUUCACCUCCUCUUCAGGACCCACAAGACGUGGAGACAAAUAUAUGUACUUUGAGUUCCCUCAGCCAUUACCAGUUUGUGGCGAUAUCAAGGUGGAAUUCUUCCAUAAACAAAACAAAAUGUUGAAAAAGGACAAAAUGUUUCAUUUCUGGGUAAAUACAUUCUUCAUACCAGGACCAGAAGAAAAUUCUGAUAAAGUAGAAAAUGGAAGCCUUCUUGGAGAUCAGGAACUUGAUGGCAUUUUUACUAUUGAGCGCUCAGAUAAUGACAAAGAAUAUCUAAUACUUACACUAACAAAAAAUGAUUUAGACAAGGCAAAUAAAGACAAAGCAAAUCGUUACUUCUCUCCAAACUUUAAGGUGAAACUAUUUUUCACGAAAACGGUAGAGGAGCCAUCAAACGCAGAAGCUAGCAGCUCAACUUCAGUAACACCAGACGUUAGUGAUAAUGAACCUGAUCAUUAUAGGUAUUCUGACACCACUGACUCUGAUCCAGAGAAUGAACCUUUUGAUGAAGAUCAGCAUACACAGAUUACAAAAGUCUGAAUAUUUUUUUUAAUUUGGGAAAAAAUACCACGAAGAAGAAAACUUGAAUAAACUGAAUUAUGGACCUUUUGAAAUGGCAAUAGGACAUUGUGUCAUGAUUAUCAGUUGUAGAACAGUUUUCCUGACCAAUCUCAUUUUGCCCUAUGAAGCCGCUGGGCUUGACACUUGUUGUCCAGUUGAGGGGAAAAAAGGUUACGUAGCUAUGUUAUGUAUAUACCUUUUUGUGUCAAGAGGACAUUUAAAUUUCAAUUAGGAACACAUAAAGAUGGCACUUUCCCAUUUGAUUCCAGUUUUAUAAAAGUGGAGACAUCUGAUGUGUAUACGUAGGAAUUUUCCUUUUGUGUUCUGUCAUCAACUGAAGUUGCUGUAAAGCUCUUUCUAAUACACAGGUUCACAUCCUGCCCCUUUCUUUGCACUUAUGUGGCAACAGAUAAGUCUGCAGUUGGCUCGGAGAAGUAAUGGGGUUUUUACUACAUUUGAAUGCAUGUAAUAUGGAUAGAAGAGUGGAAAGAGAAGCUCAGAAAGGAAUGUUUUGUGCUGGACCCUGGACUGUGUACCAUUUCCAGCUUACUUACAUGCACCUCUUCAGCAUGCUCAGAAAUAAAUCCUGGACAAUUGAGGAA
Molecule: messenger RNA, 1885 nt
Organism: Euleptes europaea (tarantolino)
Lineage: Eukaryota; Metazoa; Chordata; Lepidosauria; Squamata; Sphaerodactylidae
Gene: PTEN
Product: phosphatase and tensin homolog
Exons: 9
Coding region: 48-1262 (404 amino acids)
Biological process (GO): negative regulation of cell population proliferation; regulation of phosphatidylinositol 3-kinase/protein kinase B signal transduction; cell motility
Cellular component (GO): plasma membrane; nucleus; cytosol
Molecular function (GO): phosphatidylinositol-3,4-bisphosphate 3-phosphatase activity; phosphatidylinositol-3,4,5-trisphosphate 3-phosphatase activity; protein tyrosine phosphatase activity
Source: RefSeq, a predicted model, not a curated record